Messenger RNA from Microcebus murinus (gray mouse lemur), 779 nucleotides. NCBI's taxonomy places the organism in Eukaryota, Metazoa, Chordata, Mammalia, Primates, Cheirogaleidae. The record is from RefSeq and is a predicted model, not a curated record.
AAGGCCAAAGGUCAGAGGUUGUGAAGCUGUCAUGGCGACCUUGUGCCGGACUCGUGCUGUGGCUGCCGAGAGCCGUUUUCUGCGAGUGUUUCUCUUCUCCAGGCCCUUUCGGAGCGCAGGCACUGAGAGUGGUUCUCAGAGUAAGAGUUCCGAUUCUCAGGAGCCUAAGACGCAACCGGGCGGCUUCGCGAGCGCGCUGGAGCGGCACUCGGAGCUACAGCGGAAGGCAGAGAUGGGACCUGCCAAGGAUAAAAUAGUCAUUGGACGAAUCUUUCAUAUUGUGGAGAAUGAUCUUUAUAUAGAUUUCGGUGGCAAGUUUCACUGUGUAUGUACAAGACCAGAAGUGGACGGAGAGAAAUACCAGAAAGGAACCAGGGUCCGUCUGCGGCUAUUAGAUCUUGAACUUACGUCUAGGUUUCUGGGAGCAACAACAGAUACAACUAUACUAGAAGCUGAUGCCAUUCUCUUAGGACUUCAGGACAGUAAAGACUCAAAAUCAAAAGAGGAACAUCAUGAAAAAUGAACUUUGCUUAGUGGAUUCACUCUUUUUUUGAACACAGAUAUUCAUCAAGAAUGCAAUUAGAAAAUAGUGAAUAAAUGAUUGAAUGAAGAUGCAAUAAAUGAAAGCUACAAUUAUAUCUCUUACUAGAAUUUUCUUUGGCUGUAUCCACCCCUGCCUUUUUGUUUCCCUUACCUAUAUUUUUUCCCUUUGAUUGGGAUAGUAUACACUGUGCUAAGAAAUUCUGUCAUUCAAUAAAUAAUGUUUUGAGUGUUUUUUA